AUGAAAAAAAUUAUGAGUGCAAUGCUGCUUGCCCAUUCGUUUGGAAAAAUAAGUAAUUUUGACAACGUGAUAAUUGAUUCAUACAAAGGAUGUCAUAUAAAGAGCAAUUUAAAUUAAUACAUAAAUAAUCCAACUUUGUUUAAAUAGCAUCUAAUCGACUUUAUAAAAAAGAGCAAAUCUAAUAAUAACACAGCAAUUUGGGUUGACCUUUAAAAGGAUUAAUUGCGAUUAGCUCCUACUUUAAUUGAAUAAGGAUUUAAGAUGCACAGAGUAUCUGCAAAUAUCUUGCAAUUUUCAAAAUGGCUGCCAGAUUGCAAAAGCAGAUUGCCUGACUAAUCAACCCAUUAUGUUGGAGUUGGUGGAAUAGUUGUAAAGGGUGAUAGCAUAUUACUUGUUCAAGAAAAGAAUGGGUAAAGAAAGGGUGCUUGGGGAACUCCAGGAGGAUUAGUGGACCAAAAGGAAUCAAUAAUUUAGGCAGUGUUAAGAGAAGUCAAAGAGGAAACUAAUUUAGAUUGUAAAGUGGAGGAUGUAUUGUAUUUUAGAGAGAUGCAUGAUGCAAGAUACGGGAAGACUGACCUAUACUUUGCAUUUAGAUUGAAAUGUUUAGACGAGUAAUAGAUAAAGAUAUGUGAUUAAGAGUUGAUGGAUUAUAGAUGGGUGCCCAUUAAUGGGAUUUUAGAUUUUAUGAAGAAGGAGAAUCAGAAACCACAUGUGAUAAACUUCUAUAAAUCGGUUUAGGAGAGACUAACAGGAGAUGAAUGCAAAUAUAUGAAUAUAGAAGAGAAGGAGGAAAUGUAUUAUGGUGAACAGAAAUAUUAUGCUAUUUUCAAGCCUAGAUUUUGAAUUUUUUAAAUGCACAUUAUAAUUUUCACUAUUUGUUGGGUCUUGUGGAA
Messenger RNA from Paramecium tetraurelia, 893 nucleotides. RefSeq lists its product as uncharacterized. Lineage: Eukaryota; Ciliophora; Oligohymenophorea; Peniculida; Parameciidae. The transcript is spliced from 5 exons. The record is from RefSeq and is a predicted model, not a curated record. Gene Ontology annotation, molecular function: NAD binding; ADP-ribose diphosphatase activity; NADH pyrophosphatase activity.